Molecule: messenger RNA, 1566 nt
Organism: Exophiala spinifera
Lineage: Eukaryota; Fungi; Ascomycota; Eurotiomycetes; Chaetothyriales; Herpotrichiellaceae
Exons: 2
Coding region: 1-1566 (521 amino acids)
Source: RefSeq, a predicted model, not a curated record
AUGGACGCCUCUCAAACCGCCGACCAUGGCUUCUGGGGAUACUUGAUCAACCCCGACAAGAGCGCAUCCCCGCGACUGGAACAACUAUGCUUGGGACUGGCCAAAGUAAUUCCCACUCUUGAGCCAGGACCAAAUGAAGAGCUCACUCCUCAGCGCCUCGCGGCCUUCUACCGCGCAGUCGACGGGAAUUAUGACUCGCUCUUCCUUCGCACCACUGAAGGAGGUCUCUCUUUCAUGUACCAGACCCUGGGGUGCUUUCACAGCCUCCAACCCACUUGCAGUCCUUUCGAGCAACCAAGAGUCCCCUGUCUAACGCCUACCGGCUUUGCCCGGUGGCAGACAAUCCAGAUACUGCUCUGUCCUGAGGAGAAUGUUGGUUUCAUGCAAAAGGCGGUGCAGAAAUGGAACGUCCCGAUGCCCAAUGGAGGAGUCUUUCCCAAAUAUAUCCCACAAAGCUCCUUUCCCGCCAAACCCGACGAGGAAAUGGAGAAAUGGCACAGGAUGGUCACCGGGCAGUUGAAUCAAAAGAGUUACAUGCAUCGGUUGAAGAAUUCACCUCAUCAGUCUCCUCAUAUCGAGCCGUCCGACCGUCGCGAUGGCUAUUUCUCAGGCGCUGCGCUCAGAAGACCUGCUAGAUACUCGAGGAGUAGUUCGCGAGACGAACUAGACCGCGGAGCUGCUUCACAUCACCGCCGAAGUAGUGUACCUGAUUUCCCGUCUCCACCACAUGAUAAGGGGGCACGUCCGGAUGUCAGGGCCAGUACCGGAGCACACAAAACGCGGAGUCAUUCUGCACAACGACCUCCUCACCCCCCUUCUCGUCAACGAUCCUACACGGCAUCUGGAAAUCCGUCUAGUCCGCCCGUCAAAAGCAGACACAAUGUUGACCCCAACGAUCCCACUGCUAGACGCUCGUCGGCACAUGCGACAUUCCACUAUCGCUCUCCAGCUCGUACACCUUCCACUGUUGACGAAGACACGGGCAGUGAAGCAAGCUCGGAAACUUCCCACGUCGGCCGACGUCAUCGCCGAUCAGACGAGGACCGAAAGACUCGACAAUCUUCGUUGUGGGUUCCUUCAUUUAUGCGGUCGCACAAGCGGCGUCAUUCUUCCGAUGCAAGUUACCGUGCAAAUGCUGCUAAAGAGUCCACUCAACGAUCAGAGUAUCGUCAACCGCAGGCCAUCAAUGCUCCCCCGCAAGCACCUUACCGUGGUGGUGCCCCUCCAUGGCGUGACCCAGACUGGGGCAGCGAUGCUGCAGUGGCCAGUCCACCCCAGGGGUAUGCACAGUUGGACCCCCGAGGUCCAGCUAUUCGUUACCCUGACCAAAGCUCAUUCGAGCCGUUGACUCGAGAGAGCAGUAGCGGGAGUGGAACCGAACAAAGACAUCGCUCGUCAGACUGGGAGAGAGGUGGUUCACAUAGACGGGGAGGCGCACCUCUCAGAGUCGGUACCCUCACGGGUGUGCAAGGGAGAAGAUAUCCCACUUCGGAUCCGAUGAGUCCAAUCGAUCGUCAGAGAAGUCAUGCUGCUCCUUCUCGAGGUGGUGUCACUGCCUUGGGGUAA